UUCACCAUGGCGACCCCUGAUGUGAGUGUUCACAUGGAGGAGGUGGUCGUGGUAACGACUCCUGACAACAUGGUCGAUGGCACUGGCGUAGAAGAAGUGAAAACUGUGCUAGUGACGACAAAUCUAUCUCAGCACGGGGGGAACUGGCAAAGCAGUUUCCAUGCCAGCUUACAAUGGAACUCCUCAGAUGCAGAGCACACAGUGUACUGCUGCUCUGCGCGUAUGGUAGGGGGAUGACCAUCUUCUGGCUUGAGUGGUGACCUAAAUGAAGACACCCUGGAGUCGGAAAAUGCAGCUGCUGCAGCUGCAGCUGCCUUCACAGCAUCUGCACACCUGAAAGAAGCCGUCUUAGUGAAGAUGGCUGAAGAGGAAGACAGCUUGGAGGCAGAGAUUGUUUAUCCCAUCACCUGUGGAGACAGUAAAGCCAACCUGAUAUGGAGGAAGUUUGUGUGCCCUGGUAUCAAUGUGAAGUGUGUGCAGUAUGACGAUCACCUUAUUAGUCCCAAAGAAUUUGUCCACUUGGCGGGCAAGUCCACCCUGAAGGACUGGAAGCGAGCAAUCCGGAUGAAUGGGAUCAUGCUAAGGAGGAUCAUGGACUCUGGGGAGCUGGAUUUCUACCAGCAUACCAAGGUCUGUUCGAACACCUGCCGCAGCACUAAGAUUGACCUGACUGGAGCCAGGGUGUCCCUGACCAGCCAGACAUCAACGGAGUAUUUUCCUCUCACUCCUGCCUCUGCAGAUGUAAAUGGAUCUCCUGCGACGAUCACCAUAGAAACAUGUGAGGAAGCCACCGAUUGGACCACUACCAUUGGAGAUGACACAUUUGCUUUUUGGCGAGGCCUGAAGGAUGCAGGCCUGCUGGAAGAAGUCAUCCAAGAGUUUCACCAGGAGCUUGUGGAGAACAUGAAAGGCUUACAGCAGCGAGUCCAGGAUCCCCCCUUGCAGCUCAGCGGUAAGACUGUGGUUGCAGGAGCUAAUGCAGUCUUACUCAACAACAUUGUCCAGAACUUUGGCAUGCUGGACCUAGUAAAGAAAGUUCUGGCUAGCCACAAAUGCCAGAUGGACCGUUCGAGAGAACAGUACACACGGGAUUUAGCAGCUUUGGAGCAGCAGUGUGACGAGCACCGCAAGCGGGCGAAGGAGCUCAAGCACAAAUCGCAGCACCUCAACAACGUGCUGAUGACUCUGACGCCAGUCUCUGUCCCUGCGCCUUUGAAACGCCCCCGGCUGACGAGGGCCACGUCGGGGCCAGCUGCCAUAACUUCGCACGUCCUGUCCCAAUCUGCCCAAAUCGCUGUUGCCCCAGGAGUGCCAAUUUCUCAGCUUGCCAGCCUUCCUCUCGGCAAAGUGGUGUCUGCCCUUCCGACGUCUGUGCUUGGGAAAAGCACGUCUCAGACUUCUGCAGUCAGCUCCCCUGCCUCGCCCCUAUUGGGGGGAUACACUGUACUGGCCUCGGCAGGCUCUAGCUUCCCCAACGCUGUGGAGAUCCAUCCUGACGCUUCCAACCUGACUGUCCUCAGCACAGCCGCCAUACAGGAUGGCAGCACUGUGGUAAAAGUGGUGAGCCCUUUCCAGUUGCUCACCUUACCGGGACUAGGCACUGCCAUACAGAACGUAACACAAAUGGCUCCCGGUGGGAGCACAAUUGUGACGGUGCCGUCUAGUGCGGUUGAAGGUGCAACAGCAUCAGAUGAACACACCACAACCAUUGAGGUGACCACAGUGGCAGAAGAGUCGGAGCAGAAAUGAAAGGGGAACUCACCUGGAGGGACUGUUUCUGUGACAUACUCUGGGUGAAGCUGCCUUUUUCUGUCUGUAUUGAGAGAAGAAGGAGCAGCGUAAAGAGGGCACAGGGAAAUGAGACUUGGAGAACGGCUAACAUUGGUAAUAACAAGGUGUGAUCAGAGGGAGGAACCCCCCUCCAAAAAGGAUGAAAAGGGAAGGAUGAGAAUUGCAUUGUUCUGGUUUAAGGUCAAAAAGUUCCUCCUCUGCUUUUCAGGAAUACAUUAUUCCAUGCCUUGCUCACCAGCUCAGGAUUGUCUCCAGACAUCCUGGAGCAGAGAGUGUUAGAGGAACAGGGACGGGCAGGGCCACAGCACAGGGCAAUGAACAGAAAGUAGCAAAGGUUAAGGAAAUACCGGCCAUUGAGCAGGCGAGUACCAGGUGUAGCUCCAGAAGCUGAGAGCCGGUGGCCAAGGUGUAUUUCUGGGGUCUGGCAUCAUUCAAUGACUGCAUGAGUCCCAGGGAGCAUCUGCUACUGCUACUUCCUAGCAGAGGGCAGGCUGGGAGGUCGGUGUCUGGGCAGAGGGCCAGUACAGGGCACGCAGCUGAAUUCAACAGAUGGUUACUUCUAAGAGAUGCAUGGCAGUGAAGUGAAAGCAGCCUUGGACCAGGGGAGAUCCUCUAAUGAGCAGCAGUCACAGGGCUGAUGCAGGUGACCCUUGUUGUUGGUUUCUGCACAUGACAUUGGAUUGGGACAGUUUAAAACGCCAUAUGUCAGUAUUACCUGAUGGGAAGCCUCCUCACUGUGAUUAAGAUGCUGGGUUCCCACAUCUGAUCAUAGGGGUGGAGGAGGGAGAGUGGCUAGGAGGGUUUGAUUCCAUCCUGGGACGAGAGAAAUCCACAGAUGUGGGAAAUCUGUAACCGCUGAGGAUUAAGGGCCGCGUCCGUUUUCUCCCACAACCUGUACUUUCAGUUCGGGUUUGGUUUUUGUUUUGUUUGCUUUCUCUUAAAGCCAAUCUUGCAGCUCUCUGGGUUGCGAAGUGGGUGUGUAGUGAGAAGGAUCAGACUGUUGAACCUGCAGAGGUACUCAUUAAACAGCAGCACCAACAGGUGUUUCAACUUCCUCCACUUCAGCAGGGUGUGAACGCUGAAACCUAAAUGUCAUCGCGUCCGCGCUGAUUCUCUGCUCAGAAGUGUCCAGCCACGAGCCUUACUGAUGUGGCUGCACGCUGUUGUCCUUUCCCAUUGUGUUGGAAAGAUGCUUUGUGGCUGCAAGAUUUGAGAGGUGCCAUUAGAAUAUGCGGUUCUUGAAUAGUCUUUUGAUUAUUCAGUUCGCUCGCAGUCUUGCUACUGUCCUCAGUUUAAAAAAGAAAAAAAAAAAAGAAAAUGCCAGCGUGCGUACAUAAGGAGCUGUUUUCACCAUCUCCAGCAAAAAGGGGUUGAAGCGUGGGUUUUCUACAAGCUCAGUUUGCCAGCGGCAGCAGCAGCAACAGGUCACUUUAAUAACCUAAUAAAUAUUUUUUUGAAAGAG
This is a messenger RNA of Alligator sinensis (Chinese alligator), 3253 nucleotides long. RefSeq names its product glucocorticoid modulatory element binding protein 2 (gene GMEB2). Gene Ontology annotation, biological process: positive regulation of transcription by RNA polymerase II. The transcript has 10 exons. The record is from RefSeq and is a predicted model, not a curated record. Gene Ontology annotation, cellular component: nucleus. The coding region runs from base 358 to 1749 and encodes 463 amino acids. Gene Ontology annotation, molecular function: RNA polymerase II cis-regulatory region sequence-specific DNA binding; DNA-binding transcription activator activity, RNA polymerase II-specific. Lineage: Eukaryota; Metazoa; Chordata; Crocodylia; Alligatoridae.